Molecule: messenger RNA, 5819 nt
Organism: Solea senegalensis (Senegalese sole)
Lineage: Eukaryota; Metazoa; Chordata; Actinopteri; Pleuronectiformes; Soleidae
Product: monocarboxylate transporter 2-like
Exons: 5
Coding region: 153-1598 (481 amino acids)
Biological process (GO): monocarboxylic acid transport; transmembrane transport
Cellular component (GO): membrane
Molecular function (GO): monocarboxylic acid transmembrane transporter activity
Source: RefSeq, a predicted model, not a curated record
CAGGAAAUUUGAACACAGAGCAGCAGUGAGUCCACACCGCGCACACAGACACGGGCAUCUCUUUCUGCGCCAAGGUCACCGAGCCCAGGGAGGAAGCAGACUCACACCUCCGUCUCCUCUGAGUGAAUAGUCAGCGUUGAGGUGGGCCAGAGAUGCCGCCCCCUGCAUGUCCACCUGCAGUGCCCCCACCAGAUGGCGGUUGGGGUUGGGCCGUGGUGUUGGCCUCUUUCAUCUCCAUAGGCUUCUCAUACGCCUUUCCCAAGGCCAUCACUGUCUUUUUCAAAGACAUCCAGAUCAUCUUCGAUGCCUCCUACAGUCAGAUCGCGUGGAUCUCCUCCAUCAUGCUCGCCGUCAUGUAUGCUGCAGGUCCCAUCAGCAGCAUACUUGUCAACAAGUAUGGCUGCAGGCCCAUCGUCUUGAUGGGGGGCUGCCUCUGUUCCACUGGUAUGAUCUUAGCUUCCUUCUGCACUAAUGUGCUGCAGCUUUACCUCUGCAUUGGUGUUAUCGGGGGUCUUGGACUUGCCUUCAACCUGCAGCCAGCGCUGACUAUGAUAGGCAGGUACUUCUUGAAGAAACGUCCCAUUGCUAAUGGACUGGCAAUGGCAGGCAGUCCGGUGUUCCUCAGUACCCUAGCCCCUCUUAACCAGUACCUCUUCAACAAUUUUGGCUGGAGAGGCAGCUUCCUCAUCCUGGGUGGCUUGCUGUUAAACUGCUGUGUGGCUGGUGCCCUCAUGAGACCUUUGGGGCCGCCACCCAAUAAGGCCAAGAAAGAUGAAGAGUUGGCUGUCAUCCCUACCGCUACAAAACAGAAACGUUCUGUCUGGAAAAUAGUCAACAGUUACCUGGACUUGACUCUGUUCAAACACCGUGGCUUCCUUAUUUACCUUGUCGGCAACGUCAUCAUGUUCUUGGGCUUCUUCGCACCUAUUGUUUUCCUUGCAGCCUAUGCCAAGGACAUGGGUGUGGAUGAGUACUCAGCUGCCUUCCUGCUCUCAAUCCUGGCUUUUGUUGACAUGUUUGCCAGGCCAUCCAUGGGGCUACUGGCCAACUCGCGCUGGGUUCGGCCAAAGAUCCAAUACUUUUUCAGCUUUGCUGUACUGUACAAUGGUGUCUGCCACAUCCUUUGUCCUUUGGUGGAAUCCUACCGUGGUCUAGUUGUGUAUUCAAUUUUCUUUGGCUUUGCCUUUGGCAUGGUCAGCUCAGUGCUGUUUGAAACGCUGAUGGACCUGGUUGGGCCUCAGAGGUUCUCCAGUGCUGUGGGCCUAACCACCAUUGUGGAAUGCUGUCCAGUCCUUCUUGGUCCACCACUUGCAGGGAAACUGGUAGAUGUCACGAAAAACUACAAGUACAUGUAUUUUUGCUGUGGAGCCAUCGUGAUUCUGGGUAGUAUUUGGCUCUUCAUUGGAAACUUCAUCAACUACAGACUCUUGGAUCGUGAGCGCAAACAAGAAGAAAAGUACAAACGGACUGAAACAGAAGACCCAGACCAAGUUAAGGCUCUGGCGGCUGCGGCUGAUGGGGAAGCCCAGGCCUCUGAGGAGAUGAUCAACAAAGGUCAGAGAGAUGCAGAUCCUAUGCAGCAGGAAACCAACAUCUAGAGCCUUAUGCUUCAACUUCAGUGCAACUUUGCAACACUGUCAACAAUGAUCAAACUGAGGUCCAUGAUUAGAGGUGCCCGUGGGUGUUCCACCAGGCUCCAUUUACGGUCCACUGCAUUUCUCUACAAGUAACUUCCUAUGAGCUAUGAGGUGUGUCUGAUUGUGAAAGAGUAACAGCUAUGACUGAAGUAGUCACCUGAGAGAAAAAUGUAAGAUAUUAUACGCAUAUAAAGAGUCAGAAAAGGACUGUGGAAAGCAGUGUAAAACUAUAUUUUCUUUUUUGCCACAGUCACCUCAUAUCAGAUUUAUUGUAAAUAAAUGAAUACAACUAGUUACAGACAGGGUACGAGAUAAUUGUUUAUUUUGGGAACUGUGAAUCAAAUCUGCUUAUUUUUUUGUAUGUUGGCUGAUACCUAGAAAAUCAGUCAAUUAACUUUGCUGCAGUUUGUUAGAUGUUGCUUUUUAGCGAUCUGUCUGUCCCCACAACUAUUCCAAGAUGGUGAAACAAUUCCUUUUUCCGUUCCUUGUCUUCCGAUGUGAAUGUAGCAUCAGCAUGUUGCACCAGUAACCUGGUGAACCCAUGUUUAAAUUUAGAUCAAAAUAACACAAAUUCAAAGGUGGACGCAAUAAAUGACUUUGGUGGUUAGAAAGACCUUUAUGUGCAUUAGAGUUCACUACUUUGUUCCUAAUAAUAGUUGUUGUUUUAAACAAUACCAUUCCCAGAAACCACAAACAAUGUCAUUUAUGGAGUCGGAGAUUCUGAAUGUACUAACUCUCGGAACAGAGGUGCUGAUUUGUUAGCAUAGGAAAUAAACGAUACAGUGGUGAGUGGCCAUGAGGAAGUUUGCUGAGCAACAACAUUUAAUGGCGGCUGCAUAGUCCUUCUCAAAGACAAUAGUUUUCACAACACUGAAGAUUUCAAUGGUUGAUGAUUUCAAUAGUCAGCUAUCACUGUCUAAUAAUUUAUCAUCGAGGAACAAAAGAGGAGUUGUUGAGUUUCCUGGUCUUGGCUACUGUAGGAAACAAACAAAAAAAAAACUCUCAUGGUGUCACUUCCGUUGUGAAUGCUUGAAUCUUGAGUACACCGUACUCUGGAAAUGGUCCAUCCAUUUUGUGACACAUGCAGAAAUCCUAAUUGCUUCAUUUCAUAUGGCAAGUGGGCAUCCUAAAAUGUCCACUUCCAUUAAUAAAGAACAGAUGUGUUCACAGCUGCUGAUGCUGGUGUGCACCUACAGUAUACUGCCCACUUGAGCACUGUAAUGUGGUGCCAAUAGCUCACUUUAAUACUCUCGAUCAUAAAAUGCCCCCUGUAAGUCGCCUGAUGCUUCGUGUUACACUCAUAUACAGUAUGCUGCACUAAAAAACAAAUGGUCAUACUACUCCCCAAACAUCUUUAUAAAACUGCUGCAAUCCAAUGAAUUUAAUUAUGGUUGAAUGUAAUUUACUCUAUGGGCCUUACUAAGGUAUUAUUGACCAAAACCUGUCUGCAUAUUAAUGGGUUUUCUACAUAAUCUAUCCUUUGAGCAAUAUAAUCUCAUAUAUUUAAAUGCAGAUGUACAGGGAGAUGUGCAGUAUUUAUGUUGGUCCAUUCUAUAGUACAUUGCCUUAAAUGUGAUGCAAUGUAUUUUCAGUUGUACAGUGCAUACUUGAUGGGAUUAUAUGAAGCCGAUCCACCUUUGUGUUCAAUGUGACCACUCAUUGUGCUGUUACACUAAGAAGAAAACAAUAUAACCUGUGUCUAUAUUGUGAAUUUAAUGCAGUGAGAUGACGUUGUGCCAGUACAUAAAAACACCUGAAAGCUAUACUGCUAAUUAACUAAUGCUAAUCAAGUGUACCUGUACUAACAGUCCUAUCGUGUGUUACCAUUCGUAGUGGAUCAUCAUAUUGUGGAACCGUUUAACUGUCGUCUGUCGCUGUAAGUGUCAAUGUUGCUCCAUAUUCUAUCCAUUCCACGUUUUUCUUUUUUUUUUCCAAAUGUCACCCCACUGUGCUGUUGAUCAGAAACCCUGAGGCGAAAUGCAGACCACGUGGUGCAGUGUCUCAGACGUCCUAACAAAAGCCAAAACACAUUUUGAUAACGACUGUAGGUUUUCAAAGAAAACGUGAGGCUACUUUAGACCUGACCAUGGUCUCCUUUCCAUUUUCACACAGGUUAUAUUUAUUUAUUCACUCACUUCUGUAAAUCUGUUUAUUUCGCUUUUUAAUUCAGUCACCAAAAAUGCACUUUUUUCACCAGCAGCUCAUGCAAAGAUUAGUAUUUUCAUACAUUAUCGUGUUGUCCUAAAUAAAUAAAUAUCAAAAUGAAUACCUUAUGAAUGUCACUUAUCCUGUUUUGCACCUAGUUGGUAGAGAGAGGGACUGCUUUCAUUCACUGUGCUCACUGUGCAUGCUUAUGAAUAGAACAGACUGCUGUACAAUCACUUUCUACCUAGUAACACUGCCCCCUGCUGGUUUCAAAUUACCUAGACCAAAAGGUAAAGCCAAGAUCAUUUACAACCUGAAAUACAUCUGUUUUAUAUAUAUAUAUAUAUGUAUUUCUUUUUUGUCAUACAUUUUAGGUUUCAGUUUCAGAGCGAAUAUAAAUGUAUUUAUACUUUUUUUUGGUGAUGGGAAUAUUCUUUUUAUUGUUACUUAUAUAUACUAAUGUAAUAGAAAAUACAAUUCUAUUAUGAAAAACUACUACUACUACAUGCUGAAUCUUUACAUGCAUGUAUUUUUUACCAUUUUAGGAAUUGUGUGCCACUUUCUUCCUCCAACAAUCACUAAUGAGAUGUGUACAAAUAGAGCAGGUCGUUCCUCAUGUGUAUGGAGAGGAAUGCCAGGACAAAAAGUUAUAUAUAUAUGUUAUAUUUGACGUGCACCAUUAGCCUUAUCAGUUGUAUUGUUUGACAUAGCAUUUAUUUUGUGUUUCCGUUCUUGCAUAUUUAUGCAUACACUGUUGUUUAGUCAAAGGUACAAUUUCAAAGUUUGCUUAUUUAGCAAAGAGGUGGAGUUAAAAUUCAUUUAUUUAUUGUCAUCGGUAAUAUAUUAUUUAUAAUAAUAUAUUAUUAUUUCUUUAAAUAAGUUACUGUUGUUCACCGAUUCCUUGGGUUUGUUUUGUUUGUUUGUUUUCCAUAAUGUGUGGAACUGAUAUACAGAGUGUAAAAGGGUUUUAAGCUUGUAUAAUAUAAUAAAAGAGAGUGGAGGGGAGGUGUCACUCAGGAUGUUAACAGAAAAUGUUGUGUUUGUCUUCCGAAAAGCACUUAUGACUUUGUCUCACUGAUUGAAUGAUGGCAGAUUGGAUUCUACUGUAAGAAUGUCUCUGAAUUGUACAUCUGUCAUUACUGAAUAACACUCUUCAAAGGAAAUGCUGAAAGUGAUUGUUUUCAUUUGAAAUUGCCAUGUUUAUGCCGAAUUUAGAGAAUAUCCCAUUGAAAAACCUCUUUCUGAAAAGCAUUUCAUUUUAAAUGUGCUAACACUAAUCUCUGCCCACUGAUCCAUGAUGAUGGGAUCAUUGCUGUCUCCUUGAAGCGAUUUAAAACAUUUUUAAUUUUGAACGUGAAGUAGAACAAAAGUCUAUUCUUCAGAAUGAAAUCUUCCAUUUCCUCGCAUUGAUGUGGUGAGAAAACUGUGGAUUUGCUACUGGGAGGCUGAAGGACUGUCUAAGCUAAGCUAACUGUGCCUUAUUGUCCUACAAGGACCAUUUAUUUUUGCGAGUAUAUGAUCUUAGAAUAUUUUUUUAGGGGUUUUUUUUUGGUCCUCUUUCCUACUGCCUGAUUGUUUACAAGUUGAUUGCAUUCCAUACAUUUAUGUAAAUAAUGAAUUAGCGUAGCUACUAAUUCAUAAUUGACUACUGGCUGUAUGUGAACAUAUAAGCUACAAGUAUGUGUAAAAUCUUGAUCAGAUUUAGAACUCAAAUCUUCUUUCUGGAAAUGAUAUUAACAUGAAAUUGCCAUGGUUACGGAUUUUACAUUUGAGGACAGUUGUUUUGACAUGUGUGGACCUCCGUCUCAGCAGUAAGGGCAGUCUUUUAUGUCCGUCCAGUAGCAGACAUGCUGUGUGCUCUCUCAUCAGGGAUCAGGGAUUAUUUCAGAUAUCAUUCAGUAUGUUUCCACUACCUCUGCUGCCAUCAUGUCAGAGCCACAUGGGUUUAAGAGAAGCGAUCAAUGUUUUUGUAAAUGGAGCAUAAUAUAAAGAUAUCAUCAAUCACGGUAGCAAAAAUAAACAUAGCGUAUGUCCACA